This is a messenger RNA of Hirundo rustica (Barn swallow), 767 nucleotides long. It is a transcript of the gene C9H1orf146, whose product is annotated as chromosome 9 C1orf146 homolog. Gene Ontology annotation, biological process: synaptonemal complex assembly; reciprocal meiotic recombination. The coding region runs from base 234 to 764 and encodes 176 amino acids. Lineage: Eukaryota; Metazoa; Chordata; Aves; Passeriformes; Hirundinidae. Gene Ontology annotation, cellular component: chromosome. The record is from RefSeq and is a predicted model, not a curated record. The transcript is spliced from 6 exons.
CGAACAUUCCCUCGAGCCUCGGGCUCCAGCGCCGCGGGGCUCCUGAGGGCUGAGGGCCCAGGCUGAGGGCUGAGGACUGAGGGCGAGUGCUGAAGGCUGAGGAUUGAGGGCGAGGGCUGAAGGCUGAAGGCCGAGGAUUGAGGGCGAGGGCUGAAGGCUGAAGGCUGAGGAUUGAGGGCGAGGGCUGAAGAAGUAGUACCUCACUGCAGAGCUAUUAAACCACCGGAAAAAAAAUGUCAGAAAGUUGCGGGCAGGAGCGGACAAGGUGGAUAACGACGGUCAUUAUAAGCACAGCACUGCAGGAUCAUGAAAUUUCUGCAGUUCUGCAGAGGCAACAACACCGAGUUCGUUAUUCAGAAUCAGUGGAAACUGGAUCUGUGAUAUUUCCUCUUUCUGGCAUUGCAUUUAUACUGUCAGACACACAAGACUUGCUUAGGACAGGGGAAGAAGAGUUUUCCAAAACGAUUCAGAAGUUCAUAAACAUUCAUCGGAACAGCUUUUUGGUUUUGUCAGCUGCUCUUCAUGGACCAGAAGAAUGGAGUGUCAUGUUCAGGAUUCAGAGAAGAUUCCUGGGCAGCAAUUUACGUGUAAUACCAGUUCAUAAUCCUGCCGAAACUGUUAAAUUAAUGCUAGCUAUGGCUAAGAUAACUUCCAAGCCACAAGCAGAUGAUACUCGUUGCAAAAUGGAAAUGACAAAAGCCCAAAUAAUAGAAAAAAGUCCAGUUUGGAAGAUGCUUCAGGAGUAUCAAUCGGACUGUAAUUAAGUU